Spinacia oleracea (spinach) is the source of this 1434-nucleotide messenger RNA. RefSeq names its product putative FBD-associated F-box protein At5g38570. NCBI's taxonomy places the organism in Eukaryota, Viridiplantae, Streptophyta, Magnoliopsida, Caryophyllales, Amaranthaceae. The record is from RefSeq and is a predicted model, not a curated record. Gene Ontology annotation, molecular function: protein binding. Bases 1 to 1434 code for a protein of 477 amino acids. The transcript has a single exon.
AUGAUUAGUUACGGUGACAAAGAGGAAAAUUUGGAUGGUUUGUUUAAGAGGAUGAAAAUAUAUGAUAAUCGCAAUGGUCGAUUGAGCCUGAAGAGGAUGAAAAGUGAAGACGGAUCAGUGGAUCGAUUAAGGUAUAAGAGGACGAAAAUAUACCACAAUCGCAUCAAAGACGACGAACCAGUGGAUCGAUUAAGUUCAUUGCCUGAUGAUAUCCUCCUCGAGAUUCUUAAUCUCCUUCCAGUCUGUUCCGCCGCCGCCACCGAGUGUUUGUCGAAGCGGUGGCGCGGAAUCUGGACUCAAAUCAUAGACCUCGACUUUAACGACUGUUUUCAACGAAACGAUCAAGGGUUUUACAAUAAGGUUGGCGAAGUCCUCCAACGAUUCACCUCGCCGUUUAUCCGUUCAUUCAACCUUCCCCUUUAUUGGCCUUACCCUUGCAGCAAGUUUGCAUUUGAUCUUCCUCAUCUGAAGAAGCUUACAGUGGAUCUUCAUCAUCAUGAUUUUACAACCUUAGAAAAUCUAAUCUCUUGUUGUCCUUCUCUCGAGGAAUUGUCGUUUGAUGUUAAAUUGAUGACUACCGAAGGUUAUGGUAAUGGUAAUGGUAAAUGUAAAUAUAUGAUUAUCGGUCCUAAGUUAAAGCGGCUAAAUAUGUUGAUACAGGCUUAUUGUGGGAUUGAGGUUGUUAGGAUUUUCGCCCCUAAUUUGAAAUACUUGUGUGUUGAUACUCGUCGUCCAUUUAGGGUUCAGUUUGAAACCAACCCAGUUAAGAUUGACGAAGCAAGGAUUUCAACCGAGUGGCAAUUUCCUAUAAACGGGAUUUAUAAUGUUCGACAUCUAACACUUGAUAUUGCGGGAUUGAUUGACCAGCCUUUGAGACUGAGAACACUCCCGAACCUCACGCAUUUGAAUCUGAAGAUUUCUCCUUCCACAAACUUAAACUUGUUGAAUGAGAUGAUGGGUUUCCUCGAAAAGUGUAUCGUGUUGAAGGACCUAACUCUCGACCUCAAGUUUAAUGAUGAUGUUCUUUUCUCAGGAAUUAAUAUUAAUUAUUUAGUACGGUCGUUAUGGCCGAAAGUCGAGUAUCCAAUUUAUGGGUGCAUCCUAAACAACAGUGUGGAGAGGAUAAAGAUAGAGAUAUUAAACUUUGAGAAUGGACUUUACAUGUAUUUGGUGAACAUGGUGGAAUUCUUGCUAAGCAGUUGUCAUGUUUUUGAACUGGUUAUUGUCAAAUCUACUUGCCCAGGUAUUUCUGAAUGUGGCGACUUUGAAAGGCUAUUCUGCAAGGAAUUGUACGAGAUUGCAAGCAAAUUGACAACAACAAGUGUAAUUCAAUAUCAUGGAAGGUUUGAACAAGUAUUUGUUAGGGGAAGUGGGAGCAGAGUUAUUACAGGACCUGAUGAUUGCAUCCUCGGUUUCCAACAAAUGAAGUUGUAG